AUGAUAGAUUCACUGAAAAAUUACCCCGAUUCAAUUUUAAAGGAAGUAAGUGACGCCACCACAAAUGACGAAGAGCUGCAAGAAUUAUUGUCUGUAAUCAAGGAAGGAUGGCCUGAUCACAAAGACAAAAUUCCGGAAGUAUUAAAGCCUUACUUCGAUUUUAGAGAUUCCAUGAGGGACCAAGACGGCAUCAUUCUAAAGAGAACUCGUAUACUGAUUCCUAGUAAACUACGAAAUUCCAUCAAAACGAAACUUCAUGUAGCUCAUCUUGGUUACGAUAGCAUGAUGCGACGAGCAAGAGAUGCAAUAUUCUGGCCAGGGAUGUCGAAAGAAAUAAAGCAAAUGGUCAAUUCAUGUGACAUUUGCCAGCAGUAUAAACCUCGAAACCAGAAGGAAUCGUUGAUGGAUGUUGAUGACGGAGGCAGACCCUGGAAUAAAAUUGGAUUAGAUUUGUUUGAGGUUGUUGGAAGAAAUUAUCUAGUCAUUGUUGAUUAUUAUUCCUCAUUCACUGAAGUAGAGUUUCUAACGUCAACAACUUCAAAUCAUGUGAUAGCGAUAAUCAAUAAGAUAUUUGCUAGAUACGGUAUUCCUACCCAAUUAGUGUCCGAUGGAGGACCACAAUUCAGCUCGUUUCAGUUUAAAGUUUUUGUUAAAGAGUGA
Messenger RNA from Macrobrachium nipponense, 660 nucleotides. RefSeq lists its product as uncharacterized. The transcript has a single exon. The record is from RefSeq and is a predicted model, not a curated record. Gene Ontology annotation, biological process: DNA integration. Gene Ontology annotation, molecular function: nucleic acid binding. NCBI's taxonomy places the organism in Eukaryota, Metazoa, Arthropoda, Malacostraca, Decapoda, Palaemonidae. Bases 1 to 660 code for a protein of 219 amino acids.